CUUAAUGAGAAUGAAAGUCCGUGAUCUUGAAAGUUCACUCAGCGAGCAAGAUGAAAAACUGCUCCAGCUGGAGAAUGGAAAACUCAAGUUGAUUGAAAUCAUUGACCAAUCAAAAAGGUCACUCAGUGAGAAAAAUCACCAUGUACAACAACUUGAAGCCGACAAUCACGAAUUGCUGAGCACCAUCACAAAGCUGAAAAGUGACGUUGCAAAGCAAGAACGAACAGCCAAAGUCUCGGAACUUGAGUUAGAAAAACUCUCGGAUAAGAUCAAGACACAAGAAAGUUUACUCAACGAGAAAGAACUUCAAAUAACCAAACUUGAAAGAGAGAAAAAGGAGUUAAGUGACAACGCCAUUAAACGUCAAAGUGUUAUUGAAGCUGAGUCCAACAUUAUUGAACACACAAAACACAAUGAAGGCAAAGUUUUUACUGGUGGCAAUGAGGACGAUGACUGCAGUCUGCUGAUAUUUGCUUAUAAUCACUAAAUCACCGCCAACACUGACCUGAAAAUAUUUA
Exaiptasia diaphana is the source of this 518-nucleotide messenger RNA. Its product is annotated as protein MLP1-like. The record is from RefSeq and is a predicted model, not a curated record. The transcript has 13 exons. Lineage: Eukaryota; Metazoa; Cnidaria; Anthozoa; Actiniaria; Aiptasiidae. Bases 5 to 487 code for a protein of 160 amino acids.